AUGGCAACUACCGCCGGCGCCGCGCCCUCAACCCCCAGUAUUGCAGACCGUAUUCUCAACCCCCAGCAGCAGUUCGCCGGCCGCUUCGCGUUCAACGACUUCCUCCGCAAAGAGUACCGCUUCGGCCUCGACCCAAACCGCCGGACAUGCCCGCUAUUCGUCCAGGGACAUUGUCCCAUGGGUAAUUCGUGCCCCGAUAAGCAUGCCGUGAGCUCGAGCUUCAACAAUCUGGUGUGCAAGCAUUGGCUCCGCUCGUUGUGCAAGAAGGGCGAAGCCUGUGAGUUUCUACACGAGUACAAUCUUCGUAAAAUGCCGGAAUGCAACUUCUUUGUUCGCAACGGGUACUGCAGCAACGGCGAGGAAUGUCUAUACCUACAUGUCGACCCCGACUCUAAGAUCCCGCUGUGCCCGCACUACGAGAACGGUUUCUGCCCGCUCGGACCGACUUGUUCAAAAAAGCAUGUGAGGAAGCCGAUCUGCAAAUUCUAUCUUGCGGGCUUCUGUCCCGAUGGGAGGCAGGCGUGUAAGGAGGGUGCGCACCCGAGGUGGACGACAGGGUUGGCACCACCAACAGUGAGGAAGCCAAGAGAAGAGAGAGAGGAGGGCGGUGACAUGGGGAUGGAGGGCGGUAGGGACCGCGGGAGAGGGGAUGGCGGUGAUAGAGGAGACAGAGGCUUUGGAGGAAGAGGCGGUUUUGAGGGGAGGAGAAGGUAUUAUGGUGGGAGAGGUGGUGGGAGGAGAGAUAGGGACCGGUAG
Messenger RNA from Morchella importuna, 756 nucleotides. RefSeq lists its product as uncharacterized. The record is from RefSeq and is a predicted model, not a curated record. The coding region runs from base 1 to 756 and encodes 251 amino acids. The transcript has 3 exons. Gene Ontology annotation, molecular function: RNA binding; metal ion binding. NCBI's taxonomy places the organism in Eukaryota, Fungi, Ascomycota, Pezizomycetes, Pezizales, Morchellaceae.